AUGUUCUCCUGUUUGAUUAUGCGGAUGUCAUCCAGGCGUCCGAUUCCGCCGCCGCCUUCGAGCGCAGGCGCUUCUGCUUCGACUAGGCCUUCUGCAUUGACGAAGAUGAUGGAUAUGCCUGAGCUGGAGCUUUCAGCCAAGGAAAGGGUCGUGGCUACGUGGAACUUGCAACGUCGUAGGGAUUGGGGUGAGAUUAAGAGGUGUUUGGUUGAUAGCCAGCGGAUGCGUGAUUGGGGAGGCUUGGGGGAGAAUCUUGACUGGCUAUCUCAGGCUGAGAUAUCAAACUUUUCAAAGUCCCAGCGCAUUCUCCCGCGGUCCCUAUACCUCUCCCACCAAUUUUCUUUCCAUACCUUGGGAGAAGACUACCAUGCCCUGGUCCGCAAGGAAGUUGAAGUUAACGAUUUCUCUUCUACCACCACGAAAGGCGGUGCCGGAGAAUCGUUCGUAGAAGGCAGUUUCUCCUCUUCACCCCGCGACAUUCGCCGUUUUUCAACGUCCUUCGACGAACCUCUUGUCUCUGCUCUCGGGGCCGGCUUCAACCACUCCCCUCAAUAUAACCAGGCCAUCACACCCAUGUUCCCGAACGGCACCCCAGCUUAA
Molecule: messenger RNA, 600 nt
Organism: Laccaria bicolor S238N-H82
Lineage: Eukaryota; Fungi; Basidiomycota; Agaricomycetes; Agaricales; Hydnangiaceae
Exons: 3
Coding region: 1-600 (199 amino acids)
Source: RefSeq, a predicted model, not a curated record